AUGGCCUCCAGAUCACCGGUUUCCGCCGCAUCGCAACAGCAAAAGAUCUCGUCCACACCCGACGUAGCUCCGACAUCUCCGCAAGUAACACUACCGGCACCAAAAACAACACCACAAGCAGUCCCAUUCCCGCCUCCGCAAACCUUUGAUUUCCUACCGCCUUUACACGCGCUAGUACUACGUUUAUUGUCGUCGACGAAUACGCCUACUAUUGGUGCAGCGGCGGCGGGGGCCAGUCAAUCCACCAUCGGCGGGAAUGCCUCGGUUGGAGUCGCAAGUCAAACGGAGGCAGGCUCACAGUCACAACAAAAACAAUCUCAACCUCAACCAAAACCUGCGUCACAACAACCGCUCGGUGGAGCCACCGACUCCGCAACACCAUCAUCCAACCUCCCACCCCUCGAAGCAAAAGAUCUCUUGACAGCCGCAAGCGCGAUUCGGAUACGUAUUCAAAAGGCGCGUGCUGUUGUGCAGGGUUUGUCGGAUGUGGAGAGGACGACUGAGGAGCAGGAUGAUGAGAUUGAGGAGUUGCAGGAGAGGAUUGCCAGUUUGAGGGGUGUUGUUGCUGAUUUUGGAAGGAGGGCGGGUGCGCAGCACACUCUAGAGGAUGAUAAGAUGGAUGUUGGUGUUUGA
Molecule: messenger RNA, 633 nt
Organism: Talaromyces marneffei
Lineage: Eukaryota; Fungi; Ascomycota; Eurotiomycetes; Eurotiales; Trichocomaceae
Exons: 1
Coding region: 1-633 (210 amino acids)
Biological process (GO): regulation of transcription by RNA polymerase II
Cellular component (GO): mediator complex
Molecular function (GO): transcription coregulator activity
Source: RefSeq, a predicted model, not a curated record